Scophthalmus maximus (turbot) is the source of this 2715-nucleotide messenger RNA. RefSeq names its product protein FAM3C. The record is from RefSeq and is a predicted model, not a curated record. The coding region runs from base 93 to 827 and encodes 244 amino acids. Lineage: Eukaryota; Metazoa; Chordata; Actinopteri; Pleuronectiformes; Scophthalmidae. The transcript is spliced from 10 exons.
CAGGUGGGAUGGGGGCGGGGCCAGACCGGAGAGGCGGCGCCAGGUGAGGAGCUGCAGGUGACUCGAGUCAGUGCUCGCGGGACGUCCGAGGCAUGUUCACGGUGAGAGUCGGAAAAAGGAAAAUGGCAAGAAAAAACUUCAGAAACAGGCUUUUACUCUGCGUCUUGUCGCUGGUGCCGGUGAUCGUCGUCGUCACCGUCGUCCUGCAGCGAUACAGCGACUCGGCCACAGCCGACUGGCGCCGUUCUCUCCCCGAUGGCUUUGACUUUUCCAAUCGCGGCAACAAGCGUCUCUCCAAACCAGCAGCUCGACUGUGUCCCAAUGGGAUGGCAUGUCCUGACAAUCACUUCAGCUUCUCCAUCCAAAGCGGAGCCGCCAACGUCGUGGCUCCAAAGAUCUGCCUCCAGAACAAGAUGGUUCUUGGGACGGCAGUUCGAAAUGCUGGAGUUGGAAUUAAUGUGGUUAUUCUAAACGGUAAAACAGGAGAACUCAUAAAGACGGGUAACUUCGACAUGUACGCUGGUGAUGUUAAUCCUCUCAUUGAACUCCUGAAGAGCAUCGAGACGGGCUCCGUCGUGAUGAUGGCGUCUUAUGACGAACCUGCAUCAAAGUUAACUGACGAGGCGAGGAAGCUGAUCGCUGAGCUGGGGAGCUCCAAGGUUCAGGCACUGGGCUUCAGAGACAACUGGGUGUUUGUCGGUGGGAAAGGAGCAGCCAUGGACAGCGGCUUCGAGAAGUACAAGAAAAACGACAGAGCAUCGAAUAAAUACGAGGACUGGCCCGAGAUCCUGGAACUGAAGGGAUGUAUUCCCAGAUUCAUGGAAUGAGCAGCCGCUGCUUCCUGGAACCAGUCGGAGGAACCAGGAGUCUGCAGGAGCAAGUUGUGAUCAGGUGACACCUGCUGUGUGAACCUGCGGACGACACCUGGAAGAGUGAGGACAUUUCUCCCUCUAUACUUUUUAUUUUUCUUACUUUUACUAAUUUUGAAUGGGGUUGGAAGGACGAUAUGCAUCAACCUGGACCGAUCAUCAUGACAGAAGGAAAUAUGAGCAGUCAAACUUCCCUGUAGAUGUGAAGGAGGUGAAUCCAAACCGGUCGGACCGGUUCCUCCUAACAGACCGGAUCUCUUCUCUUCUUCUUCUGAAAUCAAUCGUGUCUCAGUCGAUCAGAGAUCAGCGAUCAGGGACGUGAGGAGUUUCUCUGAUACUUAAGAUCCAGACGUCCGACGACUAGAAUCCUUCAUCUGGUUUCAAAUAUAAAAUCGCUGAAAACAUUUGGGGAAAAAAAAAUUACAAAACAUAUCACAAUACAGGUCAAGUUGUUUUUUAUUUAUUUUAAUGAAAAAGGUUGGGGGCUGAACUUCUGUUUGUUCGCUGCGUUGACGUGCGUCUGUCGCACACUGUUUUGGUCCGACUUUGAAUCUCUUGUGAGGAUCUAGCGCCACCAUCGGGUCAAACGUUUAAUCUGUCCAGCAUCUUGGUUUUGAUGUUAAAUGUCAUCCGUGUUAACUGCUGCCAGUGUUGGUGUAAAUUCUGCAUUCACACCGGCGCCAUGCAAAUUUUUCGAGUUGCUUUGCUCGCAUCAUAUGCACAAAUGUUUGCUUGCGACCAAACUCGUGCGAUCAAAGCAACACGAAAAAGUUCGCAUGGCGUCCGAUGUGAACGCAGCAGCAGGACGGAGCCCCGAGGUCUCGGACAGGAAACACAAGCUGCUUCACAGUUCCAGGUCUUUUUCACAAUCCAGGAUGUCGCGAGGCCGCGUGGCUCAUCUCAAACAAUCUGUUGAGGAGCCACCUUUCAAAUAUUUACACAAAGAAUCGUUCUUUCAUCUUCACCUGCGUCUUUAUUUGAUUAAUCAGUAACAUGGAUUUGAACACGCUGCAGUGUGAGCCAACACUGGAGCUUCACAUCCUGCUGCUGUGUUGACCUGUCAGAACAGAUGAUCCUCAUCGUCAUGUUCUGACAAUAAGUUACGUGACUCGAUUGUAGUUUUGUCCUCAUUCUUCCUUUAGCAUGAUUUUUUUCUUUUUCUUCACGAUUCUCUUGUACACUUUGUGUUGGUGGCUGAUUAACUGUGUAAAGUUAUUAAGGUUUUAGAUCCAAGAGUUUGUGAAAUGCAGGUAGUUUAAAGGCUUGUUGAAGGUUUUCUCAACGUAGAAUGUAAAUUUUUAAAUAAUAAUUUCAAGGGUGUGAAGACUUGAGGCGACGCCCCUAGGUGCAGAUUAAUUUUAAGAAAAAUAUGAAGGUCGAAAUUUUAUUAAUUCAUCUUUCUCUUUUCUGUCUUUUUGUAAUUCUGAAGACAAAGACUUUCUUUUGAUGUGUUUUUAUUUUAGAAGUAUAUGAACAUACAGACAGGAAGAGAAUGAACAUACAUGUGAACAUAUUUUCUAUAACUAGAGACAUAAAUACUUCACCUUCAUAAGAAGUAAAAGAAGAAUAUUAAACUUGUUGUAAACUUUAAAACUCGACUUUCUUCGUUUGUUUUGAAGUAACAUUAGAAUUCACAUUAACUGUCCAACGGGAAAAUCUGAAUCUUGUAAGAACCAUUAAAACAAAAAGCAGCAUCUCUUAUUUCUGGGUCAAGUUAAAAAAAAGUAUCAAUAUUUAAUGAAUUAAAUUAAAUGAAACCAUUAAUUAGAUGAUCAACAUGAAGUUUUCCCAGAAAAUCAUGUUUCAUUUUUAAAUUUUUUAAAUAAAAACGUCAAAGAUUUGUGAA